Messenger RNA from Penicillium manginii, 828 nucleotides. Its product is annotated as major facilitator superfamily domain-containing protein. Gene Ontology annotation, biological process: transmembrane transport. The transcript has 3 exons. The record is from RefSeq and is a predicted model, not a curated record. NCBI's taxonomy places the organism in Eukaryota, Fungi, Ascomycota, Eurotiomycetes, Eurotiales, Aspergillaceae. Gene Ontology annotation, molecular function: transmembrane transporter activity. The coding region runs from base 1 to 828 and encodes 275 amino acids.
AUGAUUGAAGAUCGAUUGGGCUUAGAUGCAUCCGUUACCCAGAGCGCCAGCUCCCAGCUGUUGGCUGUCACUGCGGCGAUCAAUGUCUUCGUACGUAUUCCCAUGGCACAUUUUGCGGAUAAGUCUUCCUCCAAGCGGAGCUGGUUAUUGUGGGCGCUGGCAAUUUCUUUUGUCAAUACUUUGUUGACAGCUUUUGGGAAUUCCCUUUUCUGUCUAUUCGGGACCCGAAUCGUGCAGGCCAUCGCUAGUAGCAUUAUGUGGAUAGUGGGAACCACAACAGUAGCAAAUAAUGUUCCAAUCCAACACAUAGGAAAGGCCUAUGCUAUGGUCUCGAUUGCUACCUCUGUGGGCUUCUCUCUUGGUCCGAUGUUGUCCGGAAUGUUACUUCAAGCGGUUGGUUACUGGGCGGCUUGCUCUAGCGCGUUUUGCAUUUUAAGCAUCGACGUUGUCUUCCGUCUGCUAAUGGUGGAGAAACCCGAUCAGAAGGAAACCGACCGCACAGAGGAAAUCGAUCUGGACUCUGAUUCUGAGGGAGCCCCGUUUCUUACCAGCGAACAAGAUGAACCAGCUUUGACCGCAGAAAAACACUCAGCCCCGAGCUUUUACCGAUCUAUUUUCCGCAAACCAAAUUUCAUUGGUGGCAUAUAUAGCAGUUUUGUGUCCGGGGUACUGAUUACAUCCUUCAAUGCCACGCUUCCCCUGCAUGUUCGUGAAGCCUUUCACUGGGGCGGCAUGCCGGGCGAGCUUAUGGUCAUUUUCCGGCCAGCCAUGGCUAACUGCAACCUCACGUACAAUUUGCGGGUCUGGCCGUGGUUAGCAAAGUGUUGA